This is a messenger RNA of Myxozyma melibiosi, 1904 nucleotides long. Its product is annotated as MFS transporter-like protein. Gene Ontology annotation, biological process: transmembrane transport. The record is from RefSeq and is a predicted model, not a curated record. Gene Ontology annotation, molecular function: transmembrane transporter activity. Lineage: Eukaryota; Fungi; Ascomycota; Lipomycetes; Lipomycetales; Lipomycetaceae. The transcript is spliced from 2 exons. Bases 316 to 1818 code for a protein of 500 amino acids.
AACUCGUUCUCCUCCAUCGCGCGAGUCCUUCCUGGUCCUGGUCUGGGAGAAUACCCAAAACAGGCCAAAACCGGGCUGAAGAGCAGAGACCAGGUCGUCGAAGCUCAGAAGCCCGAUGAAUACGACGAUUCCGCCAAAUCCUGCUCUCUGUCACCUUCUCAAGCUUGUCCUGUGCCUCGUUAACUCCCAAAACUAUCUUCCUGCUCGGACCAUCGUCGGCUUGUAGACCAUCGACCUUAAAUACCCGCCUUCCUCCUUUGUUCUUUGUUUUCUCUCCGUCUGCUCUCUGUUCUCUCUGUUUCUCCUGCUGUACCAAUGACCCCCUUCGCGACCUUCAUCGGCCGCGUCUUUGGCCUCAAUCCAAAGGUGCGGCCGUAUCUCCUCGAGGCCCGCGCUUCUGGCUUCACCAUCGGCUUCACAAUCACCUUGGCGGUCUUCAUGGACAUCUUCCUCUACGGCGUAAUUGUCCCCAUCGCGCCCUUCGCCCUCGCCGAACGCAUGGGCGUCCCUGAGGACAGAGUCCAGAAAGACGUCUCCAUCUCUGUCUUGGUCUACGCUGCCGGUCUUCUCGCCGGAUCGCCUGUCUUUGGCUACCUCUGCGACACGUACCACAACCGUCGCCUCUUCAUGAUGAUCGGCCUCGUCGCCCUCGCCGGCGCAACCCUCAUCCUCUGCCUCACCCGCUGCCUCUGGCUCUUCAUCGUCGGCCGCCUCGUCCAAGGAGUCUCCGCCGCCUCGGUCUGGACCGUCGGCCUCGCUCUCGUCAGCGACUCCUUCUCCGAAGAGCAUAUCGGCAAGAUGAUGGGCAUCAUUGGCACCGGCAUGAGCCUCGGCACUUUCCUUGGCCCGUUCCUCGGCGGCAUCGUCUACGAUCGGGCGGGAUACUACGCCGUCUUUGGCGUCUGCUUUGGCAUUAUCGCCGUCGACAUCUUUCUCCGCUUCUUCAUGCUCGAGAAGAAAGACCUCUAUCGGUUUCAGUCCGAGUCCGCUGUUGCUGACAACGAGAGCAACGUCGACGAGAGCAACGUCGCCGACAGAGUGACAGACAAAGACGCCAGCGACCAAUCCACCUCCGCACCGCAAUCAAAAGUACCAGCAGUCAUCCGCCUGCUCGGCAACAAACGCAUGCUCAACGGCCUCUUCCUCACAAUCAUCAUCGGCUGGGUGCUCACCGGUCUCGAAACGACCCUCCCGCUCCGCGCAGAAGACAUCUUCGACUUCUCCUCCCUCGGCACCGGCAUGCUCUUCCUCCCCAUCGCCAUCACCUCCUUCCUCGGGCCCUUGGCCGGAUGGUGGACAGACCGCUGCGGCGCGCGCUGGCCGCUCGCAACCGGCUUCUUCUUCUCAACCCCGUUCCUCAUCAUCCUCCGUCUGCCAGAAGACAACCGCACAUCCCAGAUCGUGCUCAUGUUCGCCCUACUCUCCCUCCUCGGCCUCUCGGCCUCUCUCCUGAUCCCGUCCGUGAUGGCCGAGAUCUCGGUGAUUGUCUUUGACGCCGAAGCAAAGCAGCCGGGCAUCUUUGGCAAGCACAGCGCCUACGGCCAGGCCUUUGCGUUGUUUAACCUCGCGUACUCGGCCGGCAGCGUGUUUGGGCCUCUGGAAGCAGGCUUUGUUGCCGACGCCGAUGGGUUUGGAACUAUGGCGUGGUCGCUGGGGAUUAUCUCGUUUGUGGCUUCUGUGCUUGCUAUUUUGUUUACUGGGGGGUAUCUUUUUAAUCGUAAGGGUGAUGAUAACGUCACGCAGCAGCAGCAGCAGCAGCAGCAGGAAGAGAGUGAGAUUGCAGUGGUUGCGGAAGAGGAAAAAGGAGUUUCGGUGUGAUUUUUUGUGUUAUUUGAAAGUUGAAUAUUAGCAUUAUUGUAAUUACCAUUCUCAACGCCGUCGAUUCACUUUUCAGAAAUCAGACA